This is a messenger RNA of Didymodactylos carnosus, 804 nucleotides long. The record is from the annotation of a GenBank genome assembly. NCBI's taxonomy places the organism in Eukaryota, Metazoa, Rotifera, Eurotatoria, Philodinida, Philodinidae.
AUGGCUGAUAGUGAAGCUAAGCCCGAUGUCAAUGGUAAGAUCGCAUGCGAUAAACAAAUAUCUAAUUCUGAAGAACCAAACAAUGAAGUAUAUCGAUGCGGUCAAGCUAUAUUACGUGCAAAAACUUCACUGAUAAAACCAUACUCUAAAUACACGGAAGAAGGCUAUCGCCCACGCACACCAAAUGAUCCUUAUACCGUGUUGACUAAUGAACAAGUGUCCAACAUUCAGAAAGAUGCAAGUUCAUUAUUUUUCGGCAAACAGCAUAUAACAACCGCUACGGGCGCAUUUCGUCAGUAUCGCCAACGCCAUGGUGACACGUUUAGUGAACAUUUUGUACGAGGUUCAACACAACAUAACCCCUAUGUCUUCUUGACAGCUGAGCCACAUUCAUCACAAUUAAACAAAGAUUAUAACGGAAGCACAUACGAUACUUAUCCAAAAUGGUAUCCGAAUAAAGCGGAUGAUUCAACGUGGUACAAUUCUACUGUGCCAUUAGACCGUCGACGUAUCCUUGACGAUAUUCAACCCAAAACAAAGAAAGAUUAUGCAGAUUUACAUAAUUCUCAGAGAGAACGAUAUCAAACGGCAAAAAGUACAUGGCCACAUUUAUCCGAAUAUGGAGAUCAAUUCGUCCUAAAAACCAAAGUUCAACAAAUGUCAAAAACAGAAUUACAACGAGCUAAAGAACAUAUUGGUCAAAAUCCUCUUUGGGGCUCGUCGUACCAUAAUAAAUUAUCUGCAGAUGCCGUUAGUUCGGGGAAGACAUUAGUCAAUGAACCACCACUUGUAGUCAAGUGUUAA